AUGGUCUUUCAUACACCACAAUACAAUCUCUUUGGCACUGGCUUUAAGUUGCGGGCGGCCAUCACCAUAGCCUGCCAAUGCGCAUUCGUGCUAUUCGGCUACGACCAAGGAGUAUUCGGUGGCAUCGUGGGCAACGCGAACUUCCUCGAUCAGUUUGGGCACCCCAGCUCCUCGCUCGAGGGUAUCAUAGUGUCUAUUUAUAAUCUCGGCGCAUUUUCGGGAUGUAUAUUGGCAUUUAUAAUAUGCGACAAGACGGGCCGGCGGCUCGCCAUGUGGAUAGCCAUGUGUUUCAUCAUCGUCGGCGCCGUACUACAAGCCUCGGCCUUCUCUGUUCCUCAUCUGAUGGUCGCCCGUUACAUUACGGGGAUCGGAACAGGUAUUGAAACCUCAACUGUGCCCAUGUAUCAGUCCGAGUUGUGCGAGGCCGAGAAACGUGGGCGGCUCGUAUCGUCCGAGCCCCUCUUCGUGGGAGUCGGAAUCGAAAUUGCCUACUGGUUUGACUAUGGCAUGUCUUUUGUGCCGGGCUCCAUCGCAUGGCGACUGCCUAUCGCUUGCCAGAUGAUUUUUGCCUUCCUCGUCAUUGCGCUGGUUCUUGGCCUUCCAGAGAGUCCUCGGUGGCUUUACAAACAUGGUCGCAACCAGGAAGCAUUGGAUGUUCUUUGCCAGGUCUACGAAAGACCGCCAGACCAUCCGAAGAUUGUCAAGGAACAGAACGAUGUCCUCGAUGCUCUGAAGGUUGAGCAAGAGCACGGCGAAUACAAAUGGUCCCAGCUCUUCAAGAAGGAUGAGGUGCAGACGGGGCGCAGGGUUUUUCUGGCAUAUGGCAUGCAAUUCAUGAACCAAAUGGGUGGUAUUAACUUGAUUGUAUAUUACAUCACGUCUGUUUUGCAGUUCAAUGUGGGACUAGACCGUAACCUAGCUUUAAUCCUCGCUGGAGUGAUUAAUGCCAUGUUCUUCUUGGGGUCGUUGUUCCCAACAUUCUUCUUGGAUAAGUAUGGACGCCGCAAACCCAUGAUGUGGGGAUCCCUUGGCCUGGGAAUCUCGAUGAUGAUGGUAUCUAUUCUUCUGAGCUUUCAGAGUAGGGGUGGUGAUGUCGCCAAAUCAACUGCGACGGCCAGUAUCACGUUCUUCUUCACCUAUAUGCUCAUCUUUGGAGCAACGGCCAAUUGUAUACCUUGGGUUUAUGUACCGGAAAUUCUGCCUCUCCAUGUUAGGGCAAAAGGGACAGCUGUCGGAGUCUCCUCAAAUUGGCUCUGGAACUUCUUUGUCGUUAUGAUCACGCCGACGCUCAUCAGUAAUCUGGCGUGGAAAGGGUACCUCAUUUUUAUGGCACUCAAUUUCGCCUUCAUCCCUCUCGUGUACUUCUGCUACCCAGAAACGUCAAACUUGACCCUCGAGGAGAUCGACUGGUUGUUUCUCGAACCUCAUGCCGUCAAAAGAAGUAGGCAUAUCUCCAAGCACGGAUGGGGAGGCGAGUCCGGUUGGGAAAGGCGCAGGAGCUCUCUGGUCGCAGGUUCGGUCGACCAUAAGCCUGACGCAUCACAGGUGGAGAAUAGCGAUGAUAUCAAGGCCGAAACCACCUCUUGA
Truncatella angustata is the source of this 1587-nucleotide messenger RNA. RefSeq names its product putative Myo-inositol transporter 1. The transcript has 6 exons. Gene Ontology annotation, biological process: transmembrane transport; carbohydrate transport. Gene Ontology annotation, cellular component: membrane. Bases 1 to 1587 code for a protein of 528 amino acids. NCBI's taxonomy places the organism in Eukaryota, Fungi, Ascomycota, Sordariomycetes, Amphisphaeriales, Sporocadaceae. Gene Ontology annotation, molecular function: carbohydrate:proton symporter activity. The record is from RefSeq and is a predicted model, not a curated record.